Molecule: messenger RNA, 2535 nt
Organism: Talaromyces proteolyticus
Lineage: Eukaryota; Fungi; Ascomycota; Eurotiomycetes; Eurotiales; Trichocomaceae
Product: P-loop containing nucleoside triphosphate hydrolase protein
Exons: 6
Coding region: 168-2309 (713 amino acids)
Biological process (GO): iron-sulfur cluster assembly
Cellular component (GO): cytosol
Molecular function (GO): ATP binding; protein binding; ATP-dependent FeS chaperone activity
Source: RefSeq, a predicted model, not a curated record
AGUUCCUGUUCCUUACAACAACAUUUGCUGCGUGUUUGAUAUCUCGAUAUCGGCCCGUGUAUUAACUCGCGGCCCAUUUCAGACCUAGAAAUACUAAUAAUCUAGGUUGCCCAGCUUUGCGAACCCCUUCAUUGCAUAGCCGAUCUGUGGUAACCCCCGCCACCAAGAUGGCUUCGAAUACCAGUCAAGAUGACAUUCUGUCUCAGUUCUGCUACAUGACUGGGACAUCUCCAUCAGAGGCUCGACCCUUUUUGGACGCAAACCACUGGGACGUCGAUGCUGCCGUGACGGAAUACUUUGCAGACCAGGAAGAGGAGUUUUUAGAAGACAUGGAGGCUAGUGGCGGUAGGCGGCUUGGUUCUGACGACCCGGCUGAGCAAUCCUCGUCUGGCCGUUCUCUUGGACAAGCGGGUGACGCCUCUCAGUCAUCCAAGGGUCGGUCCGGCGCCGCUAAGAAAUUCGCAACAUUCCGUGACCUAUCGUCAGGUAGCGGAAGACCCGAUUCUGGAAACGACGAUGACGAAAAUCAAGACUUGUUCGCGGGUGGUGAGAAAUCCGGCCUGGCCGUGCAAAAUCCUGACGACAUCAAGCAGAAGAUUUUAGAGAAGGCCAUGCGAGCACAACCACCCCCUUCAGACGAAUCGAAAUCAAAAGCAUCUCACUUCACCGGAACGGCCCGCACGCUGGGAGGUGACGAUGCCCCUAGCCAAGUGAUUCAGGACCCGAACGAGAAUCGCCCACAACGCCCACCAAGAGUACAACGCACCUUGCAUUUCUGGGCCGAUGGAUUUUCGGUGGAUGAUGGAGAUUUGCACAGGUCUGAUGACCCCAGGAACGCUGGAAUUCUGGAGGGUAUCCGUCGUGGAAGAGCUCCUCUGUCAAUCAUGAACGUCCAACCAGGCCAGGAUGUCGAUGUAGAAAUCAAACAGCAUGAAGAAAAAUAUGCUAGGCCCAAACCGAAAUACAAACCCUUUGCCGGUUCUGGACAACGAUUGGGUAGUCCAACUCCAGCCAUCCGAACAUCCCAGCCCGAACCGGCGGUAUCAACACCUAGCCCUUCAGAAGCACCGAAGCCCGAAGUCGACGAGUCGCAACCUACAGUUACACUGCAGAUCCGUCUUGGAGAUGGCACGCGUCUCACAUCUCGGUUCAAUACAACUCACACUAUUGGAGAUGUGUACUCGUUUGUGGCAGCAGCAAGCCCCUCUAGUCGGUCUCGCCAAUGGGUGUUGAUGACUACAUUUCCAAACAAAGAAUUGACAGAUAAAUCCGCUGUCCUAGGCGAAUUGUCUGACUUCAAGCGAGGUGGUGUUGUCGUGCAGAAGUGGCAAACCACGAAUUCUCUCUCUGUCGCCACGCUCCUAUCCCCUACGAGACGCGUGCUGUCCGGCAAAGGAGGAGUCGGAAAAUCCUCCGUGACGCUUCAGCUCGCCCUUGCGCUUUCGCUCCAAGGCAAAUCAGUCGGCAUCCUAGAUAUCGAUCUCACAGGGCCGUCAAUCCCCCGACUUGUUGGAAAAGAAGACGAGAAAAUUACACAAUCAGUUCGUGGCUGGAUUCCAGUGGAUGUUCAUCCUGAAGAGCCUUCAGGAAGUGAGAACACAACGCCACGUGGUUCGCUACGAUGUAUGUCCGUCGGCUUUUUGCUACGGGAUCGUGGCGAUGCGGUUAUAUGGCGCGGGCCAAAGAAGACUGCUAUGGUGCGGCAGUUUUUGACUGAUGUAUACUGGGGCGACACAGAUUAUCUGCUUAUUGACACCCCACCGGGAACAAGUGACGAGCAUAUCAGCAUCAGCGAGAGCCUUUUGACUAUGGCCUCGACAUCGUCAUCGUCCGCUAGAGCCCAGAAUAUACCGCACCUUGCCGGCGCAGUCCUUGUGACCACGCCUCAGGCCGUCGCAACGUCAGAUGUGCGCAAGGAGAUCAACUUUUGCACAAAGACACAGAUCCCGGUUUUGGGAGUCAUUGAGAAUAUGUCCGGUUAUACAUGCCCUUGUUGUGGGGAAGUAAGUAAUUUGUUCUCGAGAGGUGGUGGGGAGGUAAUGGCGUCUGAGAUGUCGGUUCCUUUCCUCGGCCGGGUCCCGAUUGAUGUCAAGUUCGGUCAGCUUGUGGAGAGUCAGAAAAUUCAUGGAGAUGUGGAGAGUGAUGUUGACGAUGAAAUGGAAGAUGCGAAUGGGCAGCAGCAGGACCUACAACAAGGCCAGAUAGAGAGUGAUGAUCGGUUGUUAGUGGAUAAGUAUAGAGAUUGCUGGUCUUUACCAAUAUUUGAAGGGUUUGUUAAGGACCUAUUGGGGAAAAUAGAAAGCGUGUGAAACCGAACUAUGUGUUCUUUGGAUUAUUUAGCAUGAGACGGCGCCACGGACUGCAUUGUAUAUUUUAAAUAUGACGUCUGAUUCUACAACCAAUGGAGUUGAACUUUAGGAUUAUGUGCGCUAAAUAUAGUCAUCAGCGGCGGGAGAUAGGGGUUCCUGAGUACCGCUACGCAAUUAUCUAUCCUGAUACUACCGUAGGAGUAUUUAGAUACGGAACAGGCCCCUG